CCAGCUACAGCAAUAACAUGGUAUAGAUGUGUGUUGCAGCUGCUGCUAAUUCUUACUCCUCCUCCUCAGACCUCCUCCUCUCCUCAUAUGUGCAGAUAUAUAACCUGCUGCAGAUAGGCAAAUAAGCUUGUGUCCCAACCAUAUAUCUCCAGCAGCAGGUUCACACAGAUCAGAUCACAGUGAGUGCAGAUAUAGACAACAAGUUUGUAGGAGAAAAGAUCUCUAGAUAGACACAUAGCUAGGGAUCCAUCGAAGCACGCAGCAGGUAGGCGAGCUGCAGGCAUGGGCCUGAGGGACAUCGAGCUGACGCUCCCGCCGGGGUUCCGGUUCUACCCCAGCGACGAGGAGCUGGUGUGCCACUACCUGCACAGCAAGGUGGCCAACGAGCGGAUCGCCGGCGCCGGCGGGGCCAUGGUGGAGGUGGAUCUGCACACCCACGAGCCCUGGGAGCUCCCUGACGUUGCGAAGCUGAGCACGAACGAGUGGUACUUCUUCAGCUUCCGCGACCGCAAGUACGCGACGGGGCUGCGCACCAACCGCGCCACCAAGUCCGGCUACUGGAAGGCCACCGGCAAGGACCGCGUCAUCCACAACCCCAAGGCCGCCGGCCGCGCCGUCGUCGUCGGCAUGCGCAAGACCCUCGUCUUCUACCGCGGCCGCGCCCCCAACGGCAUCAAGACCAGCUGGGUCAUGCACGAGUUCCGCAUGGAGAAUCCCCACACACCACCCAAGGAGGACUGGGUUCUGUGCAGAGUUUUCUACAAGAAGAAGGCCGACGCGAUGGAUUACGCCAUGGACAGCGAGCAAGAUGUCGCCAUGCCUCACAGCGCUGAUCAUCCGAGCUACUCGCCUCCAUUCCCCGCCCUCGGCAGCAGCCACUACCAUCUGCCACCGCCGUCUUCCGAUCACCACGGCGGCGCUGGGGCCGGCUCCCUCAACGACUUCCCCGCCGCGAUGGCGCUGCUGCAUCAUCAGCACAACAGCAUGUUCAACUUCCCCGCCCAGCCUCACGACGGCGGCAACGUCCUUGCGGCGGCGGGGUCGAGAGACGGCAGCGGCGCCGGCGACCAAUGUGGCAGCGGGGUGCUGAUGGACCUAGGACUGGACGAGCACUACAACUACAACUACAACAGCCUGAUGCAGAUGUGAUAUCAUCGGUGCUGCAAUGCAAGCUAGCUGCUCCCUGCAGUGUGUGCUAAUGACCAGCGCUUUAUCUGAUUUUAUUCGUCCGUGAUCAUCGAUCUUUGUGCAGAUUCGGUUGUGCAUGUAAUGCACAUCACUAGUAUACGUGUAGUUAAUUAAUCUCUACGGAUUAGGAGUGUUGUUCGUUGCGUUUGGGUUGAUGACUAGGCUGUGUGGUUGAAGUUACUGUGAUUCAUGUACAUAUUUGUGGAUUGGUUUAUUAUAUUGUUGCAUUGGCCGGGGAGCUCAAGUUUGGAACCUUUUUGUUGGUA
Panicum hallii is the source of this 1454-nucleotide messenger RNA. Its product is annotated as protein CUP-SHAPED COTYLEDON 3-like. The coding region runs from base 283 to 1149 and encodes 288 amino acids. The transcript is spliced from 3 exons. Gene Ontology annotation, molecular function: DNA binding. The record is from RefSeq and is a predicted model, not a curated record. Lineage: Eukaryota; Viridiplantae; Streptophyta; Magnoliopsida; Poales; Poaceae. Gene Ontology annotation, biological process: regulation of DNA-templated transcription.